Molecule: messenger RNA, 3052 nt
Organism: Leptopilina boulardi
Lineage: Eukaryota; Metazoa; Arthropoda; Insecta; Hymenoptera; Figitidae
Gene: conu
Product: rho GTPase-activating protein conundrum
Exons: 10
Coding region: 445-2367 (640 amino acids)
Biological process (GO): regulation of small GTPase mediated signal transduction; regulation of actin filament polymerization; signal transduction
Cellular component (GO): cytoplasm
Molecular function (GO): GTPase activator activity
Source: RefSeq, a predicted model, not a curated record
GCGUCUACUUCUUGAAUUAAUUAUAUGGCACUCAGGUGCUACAACAUUAAUUAUAAAAAAAAAGUGGGAUUUGUCGUUUGUCGUGUGUGUGUCUGUGUAGUAGUCAGUGUAAUAGAGAAAAAAAAAGCGCGUUAAAUUUCUUGACGGUGAAUUCAAGACAGAAAACGAAGAGAAGAAAAGAAAAAGUGUCGAAACAACAUAAAGAGAGUGAAUAAGAAGAUUAAAUUAGUUAUCAACAAGUACCUGUUGGAUUAAAAAUCAGGACAUGUUUGAUGUUCAUAGGCUCGUGGUUGACCAUCAGCAAUCUUCUUGUUCCUCGUGGUAUGGACUCAGAAGAAUUAUAAAUUUGAAAGGAAUACAUAUAAAAUAAAACGAUAUGCUCACAAUAUGAAUGUAAAAUAUUGAAUUUGCAUUUAAAAUUUAAUUAUUAGAAAGAAAAGAACCAUGGAUAAAGGAAAUGGAGCUGGUUUUGGUGGUAGUAACAAUCCACAAGAAUGUUGGGAAGUUUACAAGAAAGUGAUGGAAGAAACAAAGAUUUUAGAUGAUUAUCUUGAAGAAGAAUGCAGUCCUCGAAGUUACGAUGAAGGUGAAGAGGAAGCAGAAUGGUUGAGAGCAGCAGGUUUAGGAGAAUUAACCGAACCUUGGAAAGCUGGUAGAGAAAUUCAACCAGAAGAGUUAGGAGCAGUUUUGAGACCAUUGUCACGUGCACAAGCAGAAGCUGUAAAACGACGUGUACGAUCACUCAAUCAUACAGUAAAGCAACGUUUCAAUCAGAGGCAACGUGUUCGAAAACCCGACAUUAGAGAUGUUUUUAAAGAUGCAGAGGUUUCCAGUACAGGUACAAGAUCUCGAAGUGCUACUCCUGACUCUCUUGAUUCUGUUUCAGGAGAAACUCCUGAAGGAAUUUCUCCACCGUCUCCUCCAAACGUUGGGGUUAUUGAUACUCAUCAUGAAAAUGUAAAUGUUCCGAGCUUUGUAUCCAUAUUUCAUCGAAAUCUUCACGAUGGCAAAGAAGCUGGACGUAGAAUUACAAAUGUUUCGUCAUCGACAUCAGUUGCAGCGCCAACUCCAGUUCCAUUUCAAGAAAUUUUCCGAAGAUCUGGACACUGGGCUCAACGUGGAGAUGUUGCCAGUGAUUCAGAAGGAAUUCAAUUAACCGCAUAUCAAAGACUAGGAACGAUACACAUACCAAGAUCAGUGUUACCAAGGCGAAGUGGUAGUGAUCUUGGAGAAGUUACCGGUGUGGAAUCCACGGCAGUUGAAAAAUUAUCAGUUCCAAAGGAAUCAACGCUUAAGAGGAAUUCAGGAGGCCACGCAACAGUUACCCGAAGUCACAGUAGUUUAUACGGAAUGUCGCGGCCAAGUCGUGAUGAAAGUGUUACUGCAAAACCCUUAAAUCGUACAUCAUCACAUGGUCAUCUUAGUUUUGAAGAAAUGUGCAAGGCAAAUGAAACAAAAUCAAAAGUUUGGUCUGAAAAUACAUUUAUCACCGAUGAAAAUUGUGAGGGUCUUGGUAUUGAAUUAUUAUCGCAACGUGAAUUAACUCGACUACAAUCAUUACUAUGGCUUGAUUUAACUGCCGUUUAUGAUAAAUACAAUGUUCCUCUUACCAAACGGAAACCAAAUAAACGCAUACCAAAAGCUGGUAAUCUUUUUGGUGUUUCGUUAUCGACGUUACUUUUGCGUGAUACUCAAAUAACAAGUGAAGAAAAUAAUAUUCCAUUAGUGUUUCAAAAAAUUUUAUCCGAAUUAACGAAACGUGGUGUUAAAGAAGAAGGUAUUCUUCGUGUUGGUGGCCAUAAACAAAAAGUCGAAACUUUGUGUUCAGAAUUGGAAAAUGAUUUCUAUUGUAAACCAAACGAAAUGGAUUCACUUUUUAAGCGUACGCCGUGCAAUGAUUUAUCAGUUGUUUUAAAGAAACUUUUACGUGAUUUGCCUCAACCUCUUCUCACCGUUGAACUCAUUGAUGCUUUUUAUCAAAGUCACGGUGUGAAAAAUCCAAGUGAUCUCGCUUUAUCAUUAAAUCUUUUGGUGCUAUUACUACCAGUUGAACAUCGAUGUACAUUAAAGGCAUUAUUGCAAUUUUUAAUGCUCGUCGUUGAGAAUCAAAACUCAAAUAAAAUGUCAAUUCAUAAUGUUGCUAUGAUUGUGGCACCAUCGCUAUUUCCACCUCGCUACAUUUAUCCACGUGAUCGAACGGAUUUAAGUGCUCAAGUAAAUAUGGCAGCGGUUUGUUGUCAAAUAACGGAAGCUCUAUUAAAUAAUGUCGAUAGAUUGUGGUUUGUACCCAGCGAUUUAAUAAGACAACUAAGAAGAACGGAAGAAGAUCGGUAUCGUAAGUACAAAUACAACAAAUUUAAAUAUUAAUUAAUUUUCCCCAUGUGAAAUUUUUUAUUUUAAGAAUUCACGAAGAGUUUUUUUUUUUUUGUUACUAACUCUAAAAUAAUUUUACAAAAUUCAUUAUCUUUUUUAAUUCUCAUCUUUUUUUUUUUAAUUUCGAAAAGAUCGAACCUCAUUUUUUUCGUACAUUUGUCUCGAAUUUUUAUUUUUAUUAAAAAAAAACAUUCCUUUUGAUAAAAAAAAAUUUUUUUGAAGCAUUUAUGUCUCUGUAUAAAUUGUUUUUUUUUAUAUAUACAUAUAUAUAUAUAUAUAUAAAGUUCACUAAAAGUGGCUCGUUUUAUCAUUUAUAAAUAGAAAAAAAAUUCAUUCUAAAAACGAAUUGAAUUACGACUUAAAAAUUAAUUGUCUACUUAAUAUAAUUCUAUUUGUAUUUGUAUUUUUUUUUUAAAUUUUAGUAUAUAGUUAUUCGUUUAAAAAAAAGAUCGUAAUUCAGUGAUCUAAAAAAUGUGCUAUAUAUUAAUUUUUUUUAAGUUGUAACACUAAUAUUUAUUAUUUUUUUCCCCCCUUACAUCGACUAAUAAAAAAUCAUUUCGUUUAUAAUAUGAAAUGCUGCUCAACAAAUAAUAGCGCAUUAGGAAUAUUAAUAUGUUAAGUAAAAAGCAUUUUCAAAAAGGUGCCUUGGCAUUUAAAAUAUGCCCAAACUUUUUUUUUU